Molecule: messenger RNA, 1254 nt
Organism: Salvia miltiorrhiza (redroot sage)
Lineage: Eukaryota; Viridiplantae; Streptophyta; Magnoliopsida; Lamiales; Lamiaceae
Product: transcription factor MYB20-like
Exons: 3
Coding region: 200-1066 (288 amino acids)
Source: RefSeq, a predicted model, not a curated record
GGGGUUGGGGGGUGGGGUGGACCUUAGCUGUCUGAAGUUUGUAUUAUAUAUAUAUAAGUAGGCAGUGUGGUGGUGAUCAAUUAGUUUUGAGUCUUGUUCAAUAUUUUCUCUUGCAGCAUUGUUGAUUUGUAAUUGUAUCUUCAAACAAAUACUGUACCUGAAAAUCAAGGUUGUUGAUAAUUAGAAGUGAUCGAGGAAUAUGGGAAGACAGCCGUGCUGUGACAAGGUUGGUCUGAAGAAAGGGCCAUGGACUGCUGAGGAAGACAGGAAACUCAUCAACUUUAUUAUUACUAAUGGCCAAUGUUGCUGGAGAGCUGUCCCUAAACUUGCAGGGCUACUGAGAUGUGGGAAGAGUUGCCGAUUAAGAUGGACAAAUUAUCUGAGGCCAGAUGUGAAGAGAGGGCUGCUUUCCGAAUAUGAAGAGAAGAUGGUUAUUGAUCUUCAUGCCCAGCUUGGAAACAGAUGGUCCAAAAUUGCUUCUCAUCUCCCAGGAAGAACAGACAAUGAGAUCAAGAAUCAUUGGAACACCCACAUUAAAAAGAAGUUGAGGAAAAUGGGAAUCGACCCCCUCACCCACAAGCCUCUGCCACCGCCCACCGUGGAACAGCCGCCGCCGGAGGAAUCAAACAAAGUAGAACAAGUGAUCAAUCCAGCGGCGGAGUCAGCUACAGAUGAAGUAAACGAAAUCGUGGACAGUUUCAAAUUUGACCCCAUGGAAUUAGUCAACAACGAUUUCUGCAUAGAUGAAAUUCCGGUGAUGGAGCCCCAUGAAAUCCUGCUUUCCUGCGACGACAGUUCAUCGCUGACGCCUUCUUCUUCAUCAUCAUCAUCAUCUUCCUCGUCGUCGUCGUAUUCACCGAAGCAAGUGCUGGACGAGCUGCAUUUUUCUCCGAAUUUCGACGAUUAUUACAGCGAGAUGAUGAUGAACAGCAUCUGGUCCGAUGAUUUCAGCUGUUUGGAUUUGCUGAUAAAUGAUUGUGAGAGUGAAGGGAAGAGAGAUUACGUGACGAGUGUUGAACACUACCCAAUCAUGGUGAUGGAUGAAGACUACUCAUGGAAUUUUUGAGCUACCUCUUCUAAUCCUAUGUGUAAAUUUGCUUAGUCAAUCAAUUUUCUGUAAACUCUGGGUGAAUAACAUGGUAAAGAUCCAUUCACGUAUUAAUUCCCUUUUGCCUGAUUUUUUUUCUUUUCGAAAUGUGAUUCACUUUUGAAAUUAAAGGUGAAAUAGUGCCCCUUGACCCGCAAUUUUCAUGA